This is a messenger RNA of Symphalangus syndactylus (siamang), 1023 nucleotides long. RefSeq lists its product as uncharacterized. NCBI's taxonomy places the organism in Eukaryota, Metazoa, Chordata, Mammalia, Primates, Hylobatidae. The record is from RefSeq and is a predicted model, not a curated record.
AUGGUGGUUUACACGGCUGAGGCUUGGACACUCAAGGCGGUGCCAGCCGCUGAUGUCAUCCUAGCUGUGAAGUUGCGGCAUGGAACCAGAGCCUACCCUACGAAGAUCUAUAUGAUCUCAGGGCUCUGCCCAGGCCACUAUCACCUCAUCCUGCAGAGGGAGGAUGGCUUGCAUCUUCGUGACCCCUCUGUGAACCAGGCCUGCCAGCUGCAGCCUGUGCUGCCCAGCCCCGCUGGCCUGCUUCUCCUCGGAAAGAAGAUGUCACCCAGGAACCCUAACUGGAAACCGGAUAGUUACCAGGGCACCCAAAACCCAAUAUUUGGUUAUUACUUCAUCCUUGACCUUCAUUCCAUUCAUUCCCAGCUGCAGACAGUAGGAUUUGGCCAGGGGGCGAGGAAGGAGGAGGGAGGGAAGAGGGAAGCUGGGGAGUGGGAGGGCGUCCUCCACGACCGCUUGGGUCCUCCGCUGGGCAGCCUCGGAGAGGGUCGCUGCAGGGCCCGGAGUCGCCUGGAUCGCAGCGCCAUCUCGUGGCUGCUGGCAGGUCUGCCUUGGGCCUUCUUGGCGCACGUAGGAAACAGGAGCUCUUCCCAUCAGUGGCAGGUGCCCGCCGGCCCGCACCCAGGAGAAUGCUCCAGUGUCACCAGUGACUCCUGCUCCCACAUCUGCCUGCAGGAAGCCCUCUUGGAACAAAAGCAUCUCACUUCUGGGAGGCAUCGAGGUUCAGACAGUGCCCGGUCAAGGAGGGGAGAAGAACCCGGAACUGGCCCCAUCUUAAGGCUGUCCUGUGACUUGUUUUGGCCAAUGGAAUAUGAGAGCAACACUAGCAGGAGCUUUAAAUGGGUUUGUGUGUUUUGGCUUCAUCUCUUGAGCUUUACUGGUCAUGAGGAGAGCUUGUCCUGAGUGUCUGCUAGAGCUUGUCUUGAGUGUCUGCUAGUCCCAGGAUGAAGACCCACAGCCUGAAGCAGAGCCACAACAUCUGAUGUGCAGGCUAUUGAAUCAGAAAUAAAUACAAUUGCCAUCUGA